Messenger RNA from Cucurbitaria berberidis CBS 394.84, 1775 nucleotides. Its product is annotated as thioredoxin-like protein. NCBI's taxonomy places the organism in Eukaryota, Fungi, Ascomycota, Dothideomycetes, Pleosporales, Cucurbitariaceae. Gene Ontology annotation, cellular component: mitochondrion; peroxisome. The record is from RefSeq and is a predicted model, not a curated record. Gene Ontology annotation, biological process: glutathione metabolic process. Bases 88 to 1572 code for a protein of 494 amino acids. The transcript is spliced from 2 exons. Gene Ontology annotation, molecular function: glutathione peroxidase activity; glutathione transferase activity.
AGUCAACUUCAUGUAUAUACAUUGAUCCUUCUUCAUACUGUCCAACUUCUAUUAUACGCUACUUCAUUCAAACUUCGUAAUUAGCCAAUGUUACCGGUCGACAACAUGACUUCUCCAACCCUUGAGUUUAACUACGAUAUUUCCUGCCCUUUCGCCUACAUAGCAUCCACCCGCGUCAGAGCACUCGCCGAGCGAACAAAUGCAAAGCUCAUCUACCGACCUGUACUUCUGGGCGCUAUUUACCGCGCAACAGCCGCACCACAAGGUGCUGGUGGCUCGGCAUCAGAUGUCUUCAAUCCUACUAAGAAAGCCGUGACUGGGAUGUCCAUGCAAAGGACACUGAAGAGAUAUAAGAUCAAGUACAACCCGCCGCCACAACAUCCACGGAAAACUGUCAAUGCACUGCGGUUGCUAUACUGUGUAGAAGAUGACAGGGAGAGGAGAGUGUUGAGUGAUGCGCUAUUCAAAGCGUAUUGGGUUGAAGGCAGGGAUGUCAGUGACAGCGACGUGAUAUUACAAAUUGUAAAGGAGAGCGGUAUAAAGAGUGCUGCGACCCUUAGCACAGCGAGUUUCAACGAUGCAAAUGCAAGGAAGCAGCUAGAAAUUGCAACAGCAGAAGCCAUCGAAAGAGGAGCCUUCGGUGUCCCUGGAUUCUGGAUUCCUGGCGCGCAGUGGACAGACUUCAGCGGCGGACCUCAAACAGGACGAUUCUUCUGGGGGCAGGACCGCAUGCACUUUGUCGAAGCUACGCUACUCUCCCUCCAACAGAACAACGAAUGGAACCGCGUGUCUAGUUUACGAAGUUUGAUGCCUAGGUCCAUACCCUCGAACAAAGUCCACGGGAAAGUAAAGUUGGAGUUCUGGUACGACUUCAGCAGUCCCUGGGCCUUUCUCGGCUACACCCAGCUUGAGCGGCUAAAGCGAACAUUUGGUCACGCGCUCGAAGUCGAGAUGAAGCCGUUCUUACUCGGCAUUCUGUUCAGAGAAAUUGGAGCCCCGAAUUUACCGAUGGCUGCGGUGAGUCCGGCGAAAGCACUAUGGUCGAGACAAGAUCACGCGGACUGGUCUAAGUACUGGAACGCCGUAAAUGCCCAGGAUGGGGAAAAGGACAAGAGCAUUGAUUUUCAUUGGGCGGAUAUAUUCCCCAUCCGGACACCUACUGUGCUCAGAGUUGCUAUUGUGGAGCCUAGGACUGUUCCGCUGCUGUAUUCUGCCUGUUGGGAGCACAACGCCAACGUCUCGGAAGAAUCUGUACUCGCCGAGGUCCUUGACAAAGGGGGCUACAACGGCGCAGAUCUCAUUGCUAAAUCGAAUACGCCGGCUAUCAAGACAAAACUGAGAGAGCUUACUGCUGAGGCGAAAGACAAAGGGAUUUGUGGCGUGCCUACGUAUCGCGUUCUUAGAGAUGAUGGGGGUGGGGAGUGGAAACUUGCAGGUGGUCUUGUCUGGGGUCAGGACGAGAUUGGUGUUGUAGAGGAUUUGAUUGCGGGCUGGGAACCCGAGCGUUCGAACGAGCUUGCUGAACCGCGGAAAGUGGAUUAUGGUGGUGGAAAUGUGGGGGCAAAGUUAUGAGAACUGUAGUUUCGCGCAUAUUAGUGUGAACAAAGUAGUAGCUUAGUGUUCACAGAAUGAGUAACCAGACUCAUAAUGCCAAGCAACGAUAUUGAAUGUUACAGAUAUCGGCUAGCGAUUGGUAGCUGAAUAAGCGUGCUUUUGCGUUUGUGUCAGAAGGAGAGUGGCAAACGCACUUCAAUUUGCCGAUAGUUUAACGGGAG